Messenger RNA from Seminavis robusta, 2212 nucleotides. Lineage: Eukaryota; Bacillariophyta; Bacillariophyceae; Naviculales; Naviculaceae. The record is from the annotation of a GenBank genome assembly.
CCUCUCGUUGAAGCACGUCUCGAAAAGAGGGACACUGGAGCAAGUCCACAACAAGACGCGGACGACAAUCUUCUCAGAAAACCUUUUGCAAUCCGAUCGUUCUCAUCCCUAAUCCAUUACGAUGACGAGAGUUCCUCAGUGGUUCUAUUUCCUCCAUAAUGAUCCUCGGUGUCGAUUCCCUGGAGGGUGGUGCGAAUACGAUAUGAAUAUGAAUCAAGCCACCGAGCAGCUCUACCAACAAAAUCUCACUCCAAACUUGUCGUCCAACCCAGGACGCCAUUUGGUUCCCUUGCUUGCGACGAAUGGCUGCCGAUAUGAAUUGGAUUUCCAGCGGAUGACACAGCGCAACAACCGGAGCGGGAAGGAACGUCCCAUUGAACGAACCACCAAUGGUUUGAUGCCAACGACGGUACCGCCGCGUGUCACACCGGACGCCCAUGCCACAACCACUACCUUUCGCCAUAACAUUGGUGACGCCAGUACGUCAAACCUACAAAAAGUGUUGUUACCGGCUAGUCAAGAACAAGCACACGAAGAGCUCCAGCUAAUCUUAUCUUCCAAGGCGUGGCGGUAUCAAAAUGAAUUCAGCAGUGCGAGUGGCAUCUUAUACCGAUUUUUGGGUAUCCUGGAAGCUUACCCUGAACUUGCCAAGGCCCGAUACAACUCGGGCCACAUCACUCGAGCUACCCCCCUCCUCUGCUUGUGCUGUGUGAGAGCGUGCACCACGAUAGUACCGAUGAAAGUCAUUCAAACCGUGUACGACUUGUACCCGUCUGCCGCCAAAGAAUUGCACGGAGGGCGCCAGUACACACCGUUGGCAUUGGCAUGCCUGCUGCGAGCGCCAGGACAAGUCAUCAAGUUCCUCCUCGACAAGAAUCCCCAGGCCAAGUUUGUGAAGAACUUCGAUGGGUUCUACCCAGUGGAGGCUGUUGUGAGAGCUCCCAAUUGGUGGGUCCACCAGUUCGGGAUGCCAUUGACGUUAGAGCUGUGCCCUGGAGAGCACACCAGGGACUUGCGUUUUGGACCAUGCAAGCAGCCCCUCUUGGAGGAAGCUCUUGUUUGUGGGUUUUCCGCCGCAGAUCUCCUUCUCCUUGCCGAGAAGUUCCCGCCGGAAAGUUUUACAGUGCCUGCCUCCGCUUCUCUGGGUGAGGAACAGUGCCAGCUGCUACGGUUUCUACUUCCAAGGCUCAAAUCUCUUGCCGUGCACACACAACUCUGUUCCCAUGAGGCCAUUGACGAGGUCGUCACCAGUCUCGCUGGCAACCAGUCCGUUACGCAACUUGGGAAAUUGGUGUUGAAUCGGAGGAUGCUUCCGGUUUGGAAUCGCCAUUUGGAGCGCAUUCUCAAGACCAAUACAGCCAUUGAGAUUCUACAGCUGGAAGUACCGGGCACAGUCCGAGCACCCACAGAUAUCCAUCUCGACGGUGCCAUUGUGGAUGGCUUGUGCCACGACCAAACCCUCCGAGAGCUGGAAUUGGACGGCUUUGACGAUGUGCGUCGUCGUGGCACGAACGGGGUGUGGACCGCGUCAAGCCACAGCGUUGUCCGCAAGUUGGUUUUGAAGAAGUGCCGCUUUUCCAUCGAUAUCUUGAAGCCACUGCUAGAGAUCUUCCCGCAACUGGAAGAGCUAGAGCUGGAAAGCGUCAGAAUUGGCGGCGGCGACGACGCCGAAGCUACAAGGUUUAUCGUGAUGGCGUUAGAGCAUCCGACUCUCACCAGUCUGUUCGUCAAGUGUUGUCCCUGGUGCUCGUACGAUGUUUCGCAAAUCUGUCAAGCUCUCAAACAAAACACAUCUCUCCUUCACUAUUCCGUCGAGUCUAGCUUCGAUACAGUGGCGAAGAACAAGAUAUUGAUGGAUGCCUUGGAAGUGAAUACCACUUUGGAACGAAUCGAUCCGUGUUGUUUCAAGGUUGGUGUGAUGAAAAGCAUUCGACCUCGCAGAACCGCACAUCUUUUGCGGCUCAACGGGUGCGGCCGAGGUGAGAUCCGAAGGCACGACACUGGCUUGGCCCGUUUCGUGGAGUUGCUUGCCGCUUUGAAGAUGGAACAAAAGGACGAUAAUGACGACGAUGACGACGACGACAAGCAACACCUAGCGUUUCAGCUUUUGAACGGUCUGCUGCAGGAGGGUAUCCAUCAUUGGGCGGUCUCCAUGUAGUAGCCUUUCAUUUAAUUUUAAAAAAAAGUUUAGACAGACACAAGACAAUCCUAC